Molecule: messenger RNA, 1680 nt
Organism: Arachis ipaensis
Lineage: Eukaryota; Viridiplantae; Streptophyta; Magnoliopsida; Fabales; Fabaceae
Source: RefSeq, a predicted model, not a curated record
AUGGAGGGGGAGGAUAAUUUUGUGGCUCUGGUUCACUGCUCUGGAAAAAUUCAAAAGAGCAAAAGGCAUGGUGUAAAAUUCACAGAUAGAGAACCGCUUAGUGUUUUUAUCCGAUCUUCGAAUACGUUGGCGGAGAUUAAGCAAAGCAUAUUACGGAAGCUCGGUGUGUGUGGGACGAAGUGGGUAAAAAAAUUAUUUUACAAGAUUCUCAUUGAUGUUGUCUCAACUGGUGUGAGAUAUGAGACCUUCGUGAUCGGGUCGGAUGAAGACUUGCAGGUCUUGUUUCACUGCAGGCGUAGUUUUCCGGAGGUGAGGGUAACUGAGCUGUUUGCGAAGUUGGAAGAUAGUGUGGAUAGCUCAGGGGCAUCGGCCCCUAAUCCUCAGUCGACCCCAGCCGGUGGUACCUCAACAUCGAUGCCUGUGGUAGCAGUGGCAGUUCCGAACUCGGAGCCCGAACGUGCUGGGGCUGUUCAUGCAUAUGUUGGUCCUGUUGUUCCUGAUUUUGAAUGCGAUGCCGGACCGGAUCGGGUUGAGAAUGCACUGUUUGACGAUGAUUUGGAUGAGGAGCCUGUCGAUAUUGGUGGGGACAGUGAUGAUGAUAUUCCAAGAGGCGGACGUUCAGCCCAUGGAUGUUCCGGUUCUGCAACACAGGAGUACCCUCCCCACCUCUCUUCUUUGAACUUGGAAGCCAUCGGCCAACAGCAGAAUGCUGAUGCAACAUUCGAUGGGCAGGGGAUGCAUGAUGGGACAUCUAUGUCUGAAUUUCAGAUUGGCCAAUCCUUCCAGAGUAAAGAGGAAGCCGUGUUGAGUGUAAAAGAUUACAGUAUUCGGCGUGGAGUUGAGUACAAGGUUAUGGAGUCCGACAACCUGAAAUACCAAGGGAGAUGCAAGGAGUUUGGUAACGGGUGCACGUGGUUGAUUCGGAUAGUCAUGCGGAAAAGGAAGGGCACAUGGGAGGUUAGGAGGUACAACGGUCCGCACACGUGUAUGGCCACAUCGAUAUCAAGCGACCACAAGCAGCUUGAUUAUCAUGUUAUCUGUGCGAGAAUCUAUCCAUUGGUUCGAGGUGAUGCGUCGGUGUCUAUUAAGGUGUUGCAAGAGGCAACAGAGGCGACUUAUGGAUUCAGGCCUAGUUAUCGGAAGUGGAUCCUUGGGGUCACAUGCACGAUGCAAGGUUCGAUUGCUCUACUGAAGACGUCCCCGGUUAGGGUGGGUGACCAAGUUGACGAAGAUAGAGUCUUCUUUCAUCGGAUGUUCUGGAUGUUUCCUCCGUGUAUUGAGGCUUUCCGCCACUGUAAGCCGCUGGUAAGCAUCGACGGCACACACCUGUAUGGCAAAUAUGGCGGGACGUUGUUGUUGGCGAUCGCACAGGAUGGUAACUCGAAUAUUUUGCCUGUUGCGUUUGCACUCGUGGAGGGAGAGAACGCAGAGUCUUGGUCGUACUUUCUUUCGAACCUUAGAAGGCAUGUCACUCCACAGCAAGGUAUUCUCGUGAUCUCUGACAGACACAACGGCAUCAAGGCUGCAUUAGAGAGCCCCGAUAGUGGUUGGCAACCCCCAUGCUUAUCGGGCAUUUUGUAUUCGGCAUGUUGCUGCAAAUUUUGUCCUCACUUUCAAGGGGCAGGAUGCGCGGAGGUGGUUGGUAAAUGCCGCGUAUGCGAAGACGGAAGCAGAAUUUGA